GCUUUUUAAAGCUGUUAUGAAUAUGAAAAAACAAUACUGUUUGCUUUCCAGCAGUAACUGUUUUACACAUCACGCUAGUUGGUAACGUAAGAGUGAGCAGAGGGGAUACGAAGCUUCUGCCCAGGCGUCUUUCCUCAAAUCUGACUUAAGAAAAAAUAAAGAAAUAAAGGAAAGAAAACUCAGAUUCCUCGCCGACGUCUUCACUUUUAUUCUUCUGUAUCAUUCCCAACUUCCUCAUUACAGGUUUGGGCAAGAAAAGCUUUUCCCUUUAAACUUUUAGAGGCUCGGACCGCAGGAGGGGUUCUGAAUGGGAGAGACUUCGCAGAGAUGAGUCGAGACAGCGGGUUAAAUUCACAGACGAGCGCGUCUGCAAAUCGCACCUGCUCAACUGCUGCCCGCAUGACAUUCUCUCUGGAACGCGCAUGGACCUUGGCGAAUGCUCUAAGAUCCAUGAUCUGGCGCUGAGAGCAGACUAUGAGAUCGCGUCUAAAGAGAGAGACCUGUUCUUUGAACUGGAUGCGGUGGAUCACCUGGAGUCGUUUAUUGCUGACUGCGACCGCAGGACUGAGCUGGCCAAGAAGCGUCUCGCUGAGACACAGGAAGAGAUCAGCGCUGAGGUGGCUGCAAAGGCAGAAAAGGUUCACGAGUUGAACGAGGAGAUCGGGAAGCUGCUGGCGAAGGCUGAGCAGCUCGGUGCUGAGGGAAAUGUAGAUGAAGCCCAGAAAGUUCUACAGGAGGUUGAGAAAGUCCGGACUAAGAAGAAGGAUGCAGAGGAAGAGUACAGGAACUCUAUGCCCGCCUCCAGUUUCCAGCAGCAGAAGUUGCGUGUCUGUGAGGUUUGCUCCGCCUACCUGGGUCUCCAUGACAACGACCGGCGUCUCGCUGACCACUUUGGUGGGAAACUGCACUUGGGCUUCAUCCAGAUCAGAGAGAAGCUGGAGCAGCUGAAGAAAACCGUGCAGGACAAACAGGAGAGGCGGAACCAGGAGCGACUGAAGAGGAGGGAAGAGCGGGAGAGAGAGGAGAGAAUGAAAAAGAGGACCAAGUCGCGCAGCCGAGAACGCAAGAGAUCACGUUCUCGUGACCGCGAUCGAGAGCGCAGACGCCGGCGUUCCCGCUCCGCAUCACGAGAGAAGCGCCGUUCCCGUUCUCGCUCCAAAGAGCGCGACAGACGCCGACGGCACCGAUCUCGAUCCAGAUCCCGCUCGCGGCACAGCCGAGAACACUCACACAAGUCUUCACGGGACCGUGAUCGCGAGAGGGACAGCAAACACAGUUCAUCUGAGCGGAGAUCAGACGGGCUGAACGGCAGGACAGAAUCUCGCCGUCAUGAUGACAGAGAGGCUGGAGAGAUCUGAAUCAUCUUACUCUACCAUAACAAACACACACCGCUCAUAUACAUAUACCCACUUUUUUAUUUAUCAUGUUUGCUUCGUCUGUAGUAAACUGCCCAUGCCCAGUUUCAUUAAAGUCUUUGUAGUCUUUAAUAUCUCAGUCCAGUGAGAAUUGAACCCGUCUGAUCCACUGUCCGGUGUCGAAAUGACUUGUUUUUUGUUCUCUCAAAAGUAUGUACUGCCGCUUUUCUUUUCUUUUUUUCCCCUCCAUAAUGUCUUUUUUUUUUUUUUUGGAAUUGGGUUUUUAUUUUGUACUGUUUGUUCUGAAUGAAUGUGUGCAUGUUUUGCACGAAGUUCAUUCUACUUUGAAAGCUGUUCUGAGGUCAGUUAAAGCACCCUUUCUUUAAAUAGCUGCAGUAUUUCCCCAUAGAGAGAGACGGAGCUCAUUCACUCUCUUUGUUUCAGUAGCAGAGGCGUAGGAGUUUACUAAAUCUAAACCAGUGGAUCCUUCAUGGCAUAUUGUUUCAGAAUUACUAUGUACAUGAUCUUUUAUAAUGCUGUUUUGAUUUCAUGUUGUCCUUAUCAAAGUGCAUUAAAUGGUUUUAUGAAUUUAAA
Messenger RNA from Megalobrama amblycephala (Wuchang bream), 1949 nucleotides. RefSeq names its product LUC7-like (S. cerevisiae) (gene luc7l). Bases 423 to 1358 code for a protein of 311 amino acids. Gene Ontology annotation, molecular function: mRNA binding. Gene Ontology annotation, biological process: mRNA splice site recognition. The record is from RefSeq and is a predicted model, not a curated record. The transcript has 10 exons. Gene Ontology annotation, cellular component: U2-type prespliceosome; U1 snRNP. NCBI's taxonomy places the organism in Eukaryota, Metazoa, Chordata, Actinopteri, Cypriniformes, Xenocyprididae.